UCUGGGCGUGGAGUUGAAUCGUCGUGGAGUUCCAACCAAUCAACGAUGUCCUGGCCACGCUUGUCUGGCUGUGUGUAUAUAAAUUGAGUGCGGCAGCUCCGAGAACAGGCAAUACGCACAUUUGACGGGACGUAGAUCCAAUACAUCACGAAGCUGCAUGAAGGCAGAUCUAUGAAACUUUCGCCUGUACCGUCUCAGAAACGGAGAACAACCACGAAUUAGACAUCGGACAUCACUUUGAUACAACUGUCAAGAAUAACGGCAUCUUUUGACUUGACGCUGCCCUUCACGACUACAAGCUCCUUAACCAGAACAUGAACUUGAACUUGACCGAGCCUUAUCGGAACCUCAAGUCCCAGCUGCGAACCGAGACCGAUUUCUACCCAGCUUCGGCCGAAGACGUCGGCUCACUGAAGCUCGCUUCUCCAGAACUGGAGAGACUGAUCAUCCAAAACAGCAACGGUGUUAUUACCACUACACCGACCCCUGGCCAGUACUUCUACGCCCGGGGAAUCACCGAGGAACAGGAGGGUUUCGCUGAGGGUUUCGUAAAAGCUCUGGACGAACUCCACAAGAUGAACCAGAUGCCCCCUCCAAACGUUUCUAUAGGAGCCGGCGGUGUGACGACUUGCACUGCGGCCUCUAGUGUCUUCGGUGCUUCUCUGCAACCUGAACUUCCUGUAUACACAACACUGAACGCUUGUUCAUCGAACACUAACCUCACGUCUGCGUCCAACUAUCCUACAGCCACCAUCAGCUACUUGCCGCAUCACCAGUAUCAACAUCACCAAACAACGACCCACGGCUCGCAGCUAUUUCAGCAUUCCUUGCCUGGACAAGGGUUACAUCAGCAGCGGCUCAUGGCUCUGAAAGAGGAACCUCAAACCGUUCCUGAUACACAGAGCAGCGACGGGUCCCCGCCAAUGUCACCAAUCGACAUGGAAAACCAAGAGCGAAUUAAGGCAGAGCGCAAGAAAUUAAGGAACCGACUGGCAGCGACUAAAUGCAGGCGACGCAAACUUGAGCGUAUCUCCCGUCUGGAGGACAAAGUUAAAAUUCUCAAGUCGGACAAUGCCGGGCUCUCAAACACUGCUUCAGUGCUACGAGAACAAGUGGCUCAGCUCAAACAGAAAGUUAUGACACAUGUUAGCAGUGGUUGUCAACUCAUGUUAACGUCAAAGCUUAAGUCGUUUUAAACGGCCGACGGUGAAGGACAUUGCUUUGAACAAAACACUGGAAGAUAUGUUCAUGUUUUUUAGGCUAUUUGUUAAACAAAUAACGUUAGAGCACUGGAAUAUUGACUAUUUAGACCAACUCAUCUGCAUGUUUUCAUUUGAAAAUGAAAUGGUUUGUUUUUAAAAGCUGAUGUACAGAAAAUGGUUCAUUCAUUUUUUUAUCGAUCGUUAAAUGGUACUUUUGGCUGCAAUGCACAGCUCAUUUUACAAAGUCAGCGCCCACCAUACAGUAUCACCAAUAAAGGAGGCGUUUUAUUGCUUUGUGUGUUUACAAAUGUAUUGUCGUUUGAUGCUACAUUCCAAGAAAUAAGUUAUUGUCUUAUGUCAGGUUGAUCCUGAAAAACUCGUUUUGUGUAAGUUUUUGUCUUUCUUUUUGUACAAAAUAUAUUUAAGUAAAAUACUUUGUGAAAUCA
Molecule: messenger RNA, 1648 nt
Organism: Anguilla anguilla (European eel)
Lineage: Eukaryota; Metazoa; Chordata; Actinopteri; Anguilliformes; Anguillidae
Gene: junba
Product: JunB proto-oncogene, AP-1 transcription factor subunit a
Exons: 2
Coding region: 315-1196 (293 amino acids)
Biological process (GO): regulation of cell cycle; regulation of transcription by RNA polymerase II; regulation of cell population proliferation
Cellular component (GO): transcription regulator complex
Molecular function (GO): transcription factor binding; DNA-binding transcription factor activity, RNA polymerase II-specific; RNA polymerase II cis-regulatory region sequence-specific DNA binding
Source: RefSeq, a predicted model, not a curated record